AUGGUGGAGUCUGAACCUGUUGUUUGGAACUUUACUCUCAAAUUAGAUAAUGGCUCGCGCGCUAAUGAGACAGUACCGGGAUACCCAGUUGAUGAGUAUUAUAACAUUGUUCACGUCACUGAAACCAAAAUCCUUCCAGCAUUUAUUGGAUUUCUCUGCUCCACCGGGCUUGUUGGUAAUAUUCUUGUUUUGGUGACUAUUUUAAGGUCAGCCAAAAAGACAGUGCCAGAUGUGUAUGUGGGUAACUUGGCUGUGGCCGACCUGGUCCAUGUGACCGUCAUGCCAUUUUUGAUUCACCAGUGGGCACGUGGAGGGCACUGGGUCUUUGGCAGUACUCUCUGCACAAUCAUCACGUCUCUCGAUAACUGCAACCAGGUGGCAUGCGCUGCAGUCAUGACCGCUAUGAGUCUGGACAGAUACCUGGCCCUUGUUCAUCCAUUUCGACUGUUGAGCCUCAGGACCAGAUCCAGAACGAUUCGUAUUAACCUCUUUAUGUGGGCGGCCUCAUUCUUCAUGGUUCUACCAGCCUGGAUCCACUCCAAAGUGAUCCGCUUUAGGGAUGGGCUGGAGAGCUGCUCCCUUAACCUGGUCUCUCCUAAAGAGGUGCUCUGGUACACACUCUACCAGACUGUGACCUCCUUCUUCCUGCCAUUACCUUUGAUCCUCACCUGCUAUAUGUUGAUUCUCUGCUACACCUGGAGAAUGUACCGCAAGAACAAAAAGGCUCACAGGUAUAAUACUAGCCUACCACGGGAGCGUGUGGUCCGCCUCACUAAAAUGGUCCUGGUUCUGGUAGCAGUUUUCCUGGUUAGUGUUGGACCCUACCAUGUGCUGCAGCUUGUUAACCUCAGAGUACAUCGGCCCUCGUUAGCAUACCACACCUGCUACUACCUGUCUGUGUGCCUGAGCUAUGCUGCCAGCAGCAUAAAUCCCUUCAUCUACGUUCUGCUCAGUGGACACUUCCGACAUAGGCUGGUCUGUCGGGACACACCCAGCAUGCCGAGUGUGGAACGGGAGAUCCAGCCCCGCUCCAGUUUUUAAUCCCAGUUCACACUGAAAUAAAAUCAACACUGUAAAAUAUAACAGAUGAAAAAAAUGCACAACCCUUUGUUGGUCUUAUGCAACAUGCUAUUGCAUUGGGAGAGAGAACUAAUUGUUCUCUUAAGCAAUUUUAAAGAAUUGCUGGGAGGGUUUUCAUAAAACAAGCAUGGGAUGUUUAAUGUGUGCAUGUUUGCAUGUCUUGCACUUUUUAAAGGGAACAUUUGUUGUAAACGCUAUACUGUUAUUUUAUUUAUUGUUUAUUAUGGAAUUUUGGCGCCCUCUACUGUUUCAUUUUUGUAAUAUUUUAAGAAGCUUAAGUUUGUGUUACAGUUUAGUUUAUUGAAAUUCAGUUCAUGUUUGAAGGGGCAUUUGGCGAUAAGCGUUGAGAGAAUAAGCAUUAAGAAAGAUGAAAAUAAAAGUGAUAAAGGAGCAGAGUCUCAAAUUUUAAGACAACAUUGAAUUCUGAAAGCAUAGUUCUGGCUUCAAAUCAAGUUAAGCUCAGUUGACAGCAUUUGUGGCAUAAUGUUGAUAAUGCUACAAAAUUAUGUAAAUUUAGCUCAAAUUGUAUUAAACCUGGAACAUUCCUUUAAAAGGGAUAGUUCACCCAAAAAUGUAUUUUCUCUCAUCACUUACUCACCUAUGCCAUGUAUGACUUUCUGUAUUCUGCUGAACACAAACAAAGAUUUUUAGAAGAAUUUUUAGCUCUGUAGGUCCUCACAAUGCAAGUGAAUGGAUACCAAAAUUUAAAUCUCCAAAAUGCACAUAAAGGCAGCAGAAAUGUAAUCCAUAAUACUCCAGUGGUGAAAUUUAUAUCUUCUGAAGCAAUAUGUUAGGUGUGGGCAAGAAGGAGUUUAAUAUUUAAAGGUGCACUCAGUAACGUUUUGUUUGUGUCAUCUUGGACUUACAGUGACAACUAGUGUGGAUGCAGCAUCAUUAAAAUCAAUAGUUUUCAGUUACAGAUGCCAUUGUAGAAAUUCACUAUUCAUAAUCAGCCAUGAUUAAUUUAAUGAAAGUGUCCAAGAACAAGACGGUUACUGAGAUUAAGCAAGUAGAAAUCAGCUGGUCAUGCGAUUCUAAAAUGGUAGCCCCCAUGAGGGUACCCCUCCCCAUGUAGAAUAAAAUAGUUUUAAUAAGGUUACUGAUAUCUCAUGUGAGCGGUCAUGAUUGUAUACAUGUUUCAAAAAGACCAACAGAGCUAAGAUAUUAUUUUAAAAUGAAUUGAUGCUUUGUAGCAUUAUCAAAUAUUUCAAAAUUAACAGAUUCAUGACUAUUUUAAAAGAAA
Molecule: messenger RNA, 2323 nt
Organism: Xyrauchen texanus (razorback sucker)
Lineage: Eukaryota; Metazoa; Chordata; Actinopteri; Cypriniformes; Catostomidae
Gene: mchr2a
Product: melanin concentrating hormone receptor 2a
Exons: 5
Coding region: 1-1041 (346 amino acids)
Biological process (GO): neuropeptide signaling pathway
Cellular component (GO): membrane; neuron projection
Molecular function (GO): G protein-coupled receptor activity; neuropeptide binding
Source: RefSeq, a predicted model, not a curated record